Chaetomium fimeti is the source of this 1017-nucleotide messenger RNA. RefSeq lists its product as uncharacterized. The transcript has 4 exons. Lineage: Eukaryota; Fungi; Ascomycota; Sordariomycetes; Sordariales; Chaetomiaceae. The record is from RefSeq and is a predicted model, not a curated record. Bases 1 to 1017 code for a protein of 338 amino acids.
AUGAAGUGGAACACCAUUACGGCCGCCCUCGGGCUAGCUGCCCCCGCGACGGCGCUGCUUCGUUUCGGCUGUGCCCGUCUAACAAUCCAACGUCUAGAUCCUCUGGUCACCCCGGGCCAGAACCCAUCGCCGCAUCUUCACCAGAUCAUCGGAGGGGACUCGUUCAACGUGUCCAUGGACCACCCCAAUCAUGACCUCGUCAAGCAAUCCACCUGCACCAGUUGCCAGUUCACCGAGGACUUCUCCAACUACUGGACCGCCGUCCUGUACUUCCGCGCAAGGAACGGAACUUUCAAGCGCGUUCCCCAAAUCGCCCAAGCUGGCAUGGAGGGCACCCAAGGGGGCAUGGUCGUCUAUUACAUGUCCGACGCCCUGUUCGACACGGCCCAGCGCUCCACCGUAACGGCCUUCAAGCCAGGCUUCCGUAUGCUAAUCGGCGACGCGUCAUACAAGACCCGGGACGAGGCGCGCGACUUCCGGCAGCUGACAUACACGUGCAUGGAAAACCAGGCGUCCCGGCAGCCCGAGAGCAUCGGGUUCCCCAAGACGCCAUGCAAGCUCGGCAUCAUGGCCAACCACCGAUUCCCGACCUGCUGGGACGGCGUCAACCUGGACACGCCCAACCACCAGGACCACGUCGCCUACCCAGAAACAGGAACGUUCGAGUCGGGCGGGCCGUGCCCGGCGUCGCACCCGGUCAAGCUGCCGCAGAUCCUGCUGGAGACGGUGUGGGACACGUCGGCGUUCAACCGGGCCGAGGACUGGCCCGAGGACGGCAGCCAGCCGUUCGUGUGGUCCAAUGGCGACUCGACGGGCUUCUCGUCGCACGCCGACUACGUCUUUGGCUGGCAGGACGACUCCCUCCAGCGCGCCAUGGACGCCCACACCUACGUCUCGGCCCCGAUGCUCAAGACCCAGAGCAUCGCCCAGCAGAACAAGUGCGUCGCCGAGGAGAUGGUCCACGAGGACUUUGAUGGCUGGCUGAAGGAGCUGCCGGGUGGAAACCCCAUCUUCUAA